Molecule: messenger RNA, 336 nt
Organism: Entamoeba dispar SAW760
Lineage: Eukaryota; Evosea; Mastigamoebida; Endamoebidae
Exons: 1
Coding region: 1-336 (111 amino acids)
Source: RefSeq, a predicted model, not a curated record
AUGACUAUUCACCUUACUAUUCUAUCAUGUUUAUUACUAUUCUAUCAUGUUUAUUACUAUUCUUGUUUUUCUACUUUCUAUUUCCUUCAAGGUAAUAGCAAGAGUGGCCGAGUGGUCCAAGGCGUCCGUUUCAGGUACGGAUCUCUUCGGAGGCGUGGGUUCAAACCCCACCUCUUGCAUCUUUUAAUAGUAUAUUCCUACUAUACUUCCACCUAUACUAUACUAUACUAUACUCUUAUAACUUAUACUUUAUACCUUAUACUUUAUACCUUAUAUCUUAUAUCUUAUACCUUAUACUUUAUACUUUAUAUCUUUUCUAUAUGUUUUAUUCUAUAA